UUGUAUCAUCUUGAAAUGAGCUUUUUUGAAAUAUACAAUGAGAAAAUUCAUGAUUUACUUGUCUUCAAAGCUGAAAGUGGACAGAAGAAACAACCGCUUCGUGUAAGAGAACAUCCAGUGUUAGGACCAUACGUGGAAGGCCUGACAGUGAACGUUGUGAAUUCUUACUCUGAUAUUCAGAGUUGGCUUGAACUAGGAAAUAAGCAGAGAGCAACAGCUGCUACAGUAAUGAAUGAUAAGAGCUCUAGGUCUCAUUCUGUCUUCACCCUUGUCAUGACACAAACAAAGGUAGAAUUUGUGGAUGAAGAACAAUGUGAUCGAAGCCUUACCAGUCACAUAAAUCUAAUUGAUCUAGCUGGCAGUGAAUGCUGCUCAAGAGCUCAGACUACUGGAGAAAGGCUGAAGGAGGGUGCAAGUAUCAAUAAAUCACUGUUAACUCUUGGAAAAGUUAUUUCUGCACUCUCUAAACAAUAUCGAAAUGGAAAGAAAACUUUCAUUCCUUACCGGGAGUCUGUCCUUACUUGGUUGUUAAAGGACAGUCUUGGUGGAAAUUCACAAACAGCUAUGAUUGCCACAGUGAGCCCAGCUGCAAGCAGUACAGAAGAAACACUCAGCACUCUUCGAUAUGCAAAACAAGCUUGUUCAAUUAUCAACACUGCUAAAGUAAAUGAAGAUGUGAAUACCAAACUAAUCAGAGAAUUGAAAGCUGAAAUUGAAAAACUGAAGGCAGCUCAGAAGAGUGCCCAGGACACUGAUCCUGAAAAAUGCAGACAUUAUUUGCAGGAAAUAGCAUCUCUGAGGAUGAAAUUGCACCAUCAGGAGAGGGACGUGGCAGAAAUGCAAAGGGCCUGGAAAGAAAAAUUUGAACAAGCAGAAAAAAGGAAAUUACAAGAUAUAAAAGAAUUGCAGAAAGCAGGAAUUGCAUUCAAAAUGGACAAUCGUUUACCAAACCUUGUGAAUCUCAAUGAAGAUCCCCAGCUUUCUGAGGUGCUGUUGUAUAUGAUCAAAGAAGGAGAAACUACAGUUGGAAGAUACACACCAAAUUCCAAACAUGACAUCCAGCUUUCUGGAGUGCUAAUUGCUGAUGACCAUUGUGUUAUAAAAAAUACUGUUGGUCAAGUGAGUAUUAUUCCAGUGAGAGAAGCAAAAACAUAUGUAAAUGGGAAAUGCAUUUCAGACCCAACAGUUCUGCAUCAUGGUGAUCGAGUAAUCCUUGGGGGUGACCAUUAUUUCAGGUUUAAUCAUCCAGUAGAAGUUCAGAAAGUUAAAAAGUCAUCUUGUGGGACUAUGUUUUUGCAUGAUCGUCCAAAAGAUUUUGAAUUUGCAAAGGAUGAGCUGCUUAUUGCGCAGAGAACACAGCUUGAAUCAGAAAUUGCAGAGGCACGACUCAAAGCCAAGGAAGAAAUGAUGCAAAGUGUCCAAAUUGCAAAAGAGAUGGUUCAGCAGGAACUGAGCUCACAAAAAGAAGCUUAUGAAAGGAAAAUAAAGUCACUGGAAGCAGAGGUGAGAGAAGAAUCUCGUAAGAAACACAUUCAAGAAUUGAAUAACCAAAAAGCUGCAACAAAAAUACAGGAAUUGAAGAAGGAAAAGCAAAAUCUUGAGCUAGAACUACAUUUCAGUAAGAAGCGUUUAGAAAUGGAGACCUUGGCUACCAAGCAGGCUCUAGAAGAUCACACAAUUCGUCAUGCAAAGAUACUUGAAGCUCUGGAAGCUGAGAAGCAGAAGAUUGCUGAGGAAAUACACACUCUUCAGAAGAAUCGUGGAAAUGGGAAUAAAACUAUGCCUAUUCCACCUAACUGGAGUUCUCUGAAGCUAUCUGUGAUGAUCAAAGAGGCCAACACCAUUAGUAAUGAAUUAGGUAAAAACACCGUUUUCUACAGGCACGACAAAAGUGAUGAUCAAACGGGAGCAGUGCAGGUUCAUAACAUCAAACUGGGAAUAACAACUUUCUGGAGCCUAGAGAAAUUUCAAUGCAAACUGGAAGCAAUGAAAGAAGUCUACAAGAGUAAUGGUAGCAAUGAAGCUGCUGAUAUAUUUUAUGACCCUUCUGAUGAGUGGGAACCUUACCUUUCAGACGCCUCAGUCUCCUCUCUUUCCAGAAGAAGAAGCAGAAGUUUAAUGAAGAACAAGAGAGUUUCUGGAUGUUUGUCUGAGAUAAAAUUGCAACCAGUUAGCAAUAUACAGACUCCUUAUAUAUCAGGUUCCCAGAGUAAGUCCAGCAUAUGCCCAAAUUUUCCUGAGUCAUUUAUUCUUGGAAUUUGCAAAGAAUCCUUAAGUUCAGCUGUAGAUUUACUGGACCAGAAUCAUGAAGGAGGAGGGAGCAUAGCAGAUAGUCUCCUGACUAAUUUGUUUAUCAUUUUCUCUGGAGUGUCUGCUAUUUCAAAAACCUAUGAACAGCACGAUGAAGAAUGUCAAGAGAACUUUUUCUCUCUUGAUCGUGCUACUCAAUCCUACAGCAUCAGAAUUAUCUUUGCUUUUGAUCAACUUGUUGUUCUAACCAAGUUCUGGCUUAACAAUUUCCAAAAGUGCCCUGGCUCUACGAAAAUUAAUGAAGAAAUAAAACAGGAAGUAAAGAACUUGGGAGGUUAUUUACAGUUACUGUUUCAGGGAUGUUCUUCAGAUAUAUCCUCGAUGGUAACAGAAGCAUGGGACAAAGUAAACCAAACAGUGAAACGAACAAUGAAAUACAUAGGACACUUGACAGUACUUACAAGAGCUGAAAUUUCAUUUUCUGAGGAGAGCAAUGUUCCUGCAACUAGUCUACAGGACUUUGUACUUGCUUUUUGGGAUGGAGUAGACUCGGGGCUGGAGUUUCUCAUUGAUACUAUACAGGACAAAGCCAGAAUGGUGCAGAAAGAACUUGCAAAACAAUAUCCACAGAAUGAGAUUCAAAACCAACUAAAGGAUAAUGUUAUGGCGUUAGCCAGAUUCCUUGAAAAUAACAUGUCUUAUUGCAGAAAGAAAGAAAUAGAAUAUCAAUUACCAGAAGAAUCUCUAUAUCAGGAAAUCAAGAAAAGCACUAACAUUGCUGCAAAAUACUUUGAAUUGGAGCAGUGCCUAUCUGAAGUCUGUCAAAUUGUUUCUUCUAUGUUACAAGGAUCAUACAGAAACACAAGCUGUCUCAGGAGUUUUGCAGAAAACAUUUGUGUCAUAGCUGAAUAUUUUAAGAACUAUUUCACUUUAUUUGCCUUGUCAUCUUCUGCAAACAAGUCUCUCCAGAAGACACCCAAGCCUUUUAUGAACUUGAAUGAAUUGUACUCACUGGUUCAUUCCCUUAUUAUGAACUUUGAACUUGAACAAGAACAGUCAUCAGUGUUUAGAAACAUUUAG
Molecule: messenger RNA, 3330 nt
Organism: Colius striatus (speckled mousebird)
Lineage: Eukaryota; Metazoa; Chordata; Aves; Coliiformes; Coliidae
Gene: KIF14
Product: kinesin family member 14
Exons: 26
Coding region: 16-3330 (1104 amino acids)
Biological process (GO): microtubule-based movement
Molecular function (GO): microtubule motor activity; ATP binding; microtubule binding
Source: RefSeq, a predicted model, not a curated record